This is a messenger RNA of Aspergillus homomorphus CBS 101889, 714 nucleotides long. RefSeq lists its product as uncharacterized. The record is from RefSeq and is a predicted model, not a curated record. Lineage: Eukaryota; Fungi; Ascomycota; Eurotiomycetes; Eurotiales; Aspergillaceae. The annotation marks the transcript as partial. The transcript has a single exon.
CCAAGCUGGUUCGAAUCCACGCUGCUAGCCCGCCGCCUCCUCGCGCUCUCCCCAACGGGCACGGCCUCCACAAUCUUCCCCUCGCCCUUACCCAAGCACAGCCGUACGCCCGGGGAAGUAGCAGGCCACUCGAUAAGUCUAACGGAGUACGUGUCCGACUGCGAGUCCGCCUUAACCCACCCCGGAGGCGAGGGUGAGCGUGAGGGUGAGCGUGACUACGGCCACGGCAACCCGAUCUUCCUAGCCCUCAACAUAGCAACAACCUUCCGCAACACCGCGUCGGGCUCGAACCUCUCGCUGUCCCUCAACUGGUGGGACCACCUCAACGCCACGCGGCCCAUCUUCCCCGGGUUUCCGUUGAGUGCGGCGGGGUUACCCCGCGUUACGCUCCUGGGGGACAUCGAGGUGUUGGAUUUUGGGGAGUUCGAUGAGGGGGCGGAGGGGCGCGUGCGGGAGUGUUAUCUGUCUGUGCAUCCGGAUGCGGAGGCGUGGUUGCCGCAUCGGCGCGGGUCGCCGCAUGCGAGUUUCUGGGCGCGGUUGAAUGUGCGGCAGGUUUAUUGGGUCGGGGGGUUUGGCGGGGUGCAGCGGAUUGGGUGGGUUAAUACUUCUGUUUAUUCGGGGGUGAACUUUUGGGAUGAUGGGGGGUUUGGGCAUCAUGGUGAUCAUGGGGAGUGGGAUACGAGGGGGUGGGGGGCUGUGAGGCUUCCUGGUGAA